Messenger RNA from Dibothriocephalus latus, 132 nucleotides. NCBI's taxonomy places the organism in Eukaryota, Metazoa, Platyhelminthes, Cestoda, Diphyllobothriidea, Diphyllobothriidae. The record is from the annotation of a GenBank genome assembly.
AUGGACUGCCAAACUGGAGCCCGGGCGGCCGAAUCAGAUGGCCGUGCUCAGUUAUUUGAGAGGCUGGCUGCUCGCGACGCAGCUCGAAAGGCGGAACUCCUGCAAAAGCGUCGGGAACGUCAACGGCAAAAU